Molecule: messenger RNA, 1677 nt
Organism: Lipotes vexillifer (Yangtze River dolphin)
Lineage: Eukaryota; Metazoa; Chordata; Mammalia; Artiodactyla; Lipotidae
Gene: UNC5CL
Product: unc-5 family C-terminal like
Exons: 9
Coding region: 121-1677 (518 amino acids)
Biological process (GO): netrin-activated signaling pathway; positive regulation of canonical NF-kappaB signal transduction; positive regulation of JNK cascade
Cellular component (GO): membrane
Molecular function (GO): protein binding; netrin receptor activity
Source: RefSeq, a predicted model, not a curated record
UCUCAGAGAAGGAACUACUGUUCCUGGACAAGCCGGCAGCCUCUGGGAGCACCUACACGGCCCUUGGCCUCGGCUGGCACAGGGGUGCAGGGGAACUGGCAGCAUCAAGUGACCAGGCGGAUGUGCUCCUAUGAGAGUUCCUUCCAACCCGCCCAGUUCCUACUGCUGGUGGGGGUUCCAGUGGCAAGUGCUGUCCUUCUGGCCCAGUGCCUUCAAUGGCGCUGUCCUCGCCGGCUGCUGGGCACCUGCUGGAAGCUGGAGAGCCAAGAGGAGCCAGUGUCCCAUCCCACUCCCCUACCUGAAAGUGAGUCCUCCGGGGAGGGCCCCCCAGCCUUGCUGCAGGAGAUGGCUGCCUUCUACCAGGAACUGCACACGCCCACCCAAGGCCAGACUGUCAUCCGACAGCUGAUGCACAAGCUGUUGGUGUUUUCGGCUCGAGAGGUGGACCACCGCGGUGGCUGCCUGAUGCUCCAGGAUACGGGCAUUUCCCUGCUCAUCCCGCCAGGUGCUGUGUCUGUGGGCCGCCAGGAGCGGGUGGCACUGAUUCUGGUGUGGGAUCUGUCAGACGCCCCGUCACUGUCCCGAGCCCAGGGGCUGGUGAGCCCCGUGGUGGCGUGUGGUCCCCAUGGGGCCUCCUUCCUGAAGCCCUGCACCCUCACCUUCAAGCACUGUGCCCAGCAGCCCAGCCAAGCCCGUACCUACAGCAGCAACACGACCCUGCUGGAUGCCAAGGCCUGGAAGCCACUGGGGCGGUCGGGAGACCACAUCUCCCGGGAUGAAUGUCGCAUCCACCUCUCCCACUUCAGCCUCUACACCUGUGUGCUGGAGGCCGCUGUGCGCAGGGAGGCCCGGAAGUGGCUGCAGCUGGCCGUGUUCUGCUCCCCGCUGGCCCCCGGGCAGUCUCACCUGCAGCUGCGCGUCUACUUCCUGAACAACACGCCCUGUGCCCUGCGGUGGGCUGUGACCAACGAGCAGCCGCACGGCGGGCGCCUGCGUGGGCCCUGCCAGCUCUUCGACUUCACCGGGGCCCGAGGGGACCAGUGCCUGAAACUCAAAUACAUCUCCGAGGGUUGGGAGAACGUGGAUGACAGCAGUUGCCAGCUGGUUCCCCAUCUGCACAUCUGGCAUGGAAAGUGCCCCUUCCGCUCCUUCUGCUUCCGGAGAAAAGCAGCCAAUGAGAACGAGGACUGCUCAGCACUGACCAAUGAGAUCAUUGUCACCAUGCACACCUUCCAGGAUGGCUUGGAGACCAAGUACAUGGAAAUCCUCAGAUUCCAGGCAUCGGAGGAAGAAUCCUGGGCAGCGCCACCCGCUGUGACCCAGCCACCCCCGUGCAACAGGCUGCCCCCAGAGCUCUUUGAGCGGUUGCAGAUGUUGUUGGAGCCAAACAGCAUCACUGGCAAUGACUGGCGACGACUGGCCUCCCACCUGGGGCUCUGUGGUAUGAAAAUCCGGUUCCUGUCCUGCCAGCGCAGCCCCGCGGCAGCCAUCCUGGAGCUGUUUGAGGAGCAGAACGGCAGCCUGCAGGAGCUGCACUACCUCAUGACCAUCAUGGAGCGGCUGGACUGCGCCUCCGUCAUCCAGAACUAUCUGAAGGGGACGCAAAGCGGCAGCCCACCCCGGGUCUGCUGGGUCACCCAGGAGAACCAGGGCCUGGAGCUGGAUGAGAAGCUCUGA